Molecule: messenger RNA, 735 nt
Organism: Penicillium salamii
Lineage: Eukaryota; Fungi; Ascomycota; Eurotiomycetes; Eurotiales; Aspergillaceae
Source: the annotation of a GenBank genome assembly
AUGCGUUUCUUCACUUCUUUCGCUGUCGCUGCUCUGGCUGCCGUUGCUGCCGCCAACAGCAAGGCUAACCCCUUCAACAUCCCCACGGAUGGCUACACCUUCAAGGUUGGCGAGCCUACCACCUUCACCUGGAAGCCCACCACCAGCGGCACCGUGACUUUGCGCCUGCAGUGGGGUUCCGUGACCACCGCAACCUCUGGCACUGCCAUUGCCUCCAACAUUGAUAACUCGGGUAGCUACACCUGGGACGUGCCUUCCAACCUGGCCGCCCAGCCUGACUACACCAUUGAGAUUAUCUCCGACGAGGACUCCAACGACUACAACUUCAUUGGUCGUUUCACUGUCGAGGGCGCAACUGUCUCCGUCACCUCGGCGACCGCCACCUCAACCACUGCCCACUCGACUUCCGAGUCCACCAGCUCCUCCACCCCAACCACCACCUCGGAGUCGACUUCCAGCUCCAGUGCCAGCACCAGCUCUAACUCCAGCACCAGCGCCAGCUCUAGCGCCACCACCCUGACCACCGCUACCAGCACCUCGGCCUCCAGCACUGGCAGCUCCACUGCUAGCUCCUCCGCGACAACUGAAAGCUCCAGCUCCGCUGCCUCUUCCACCGCUGCUACCUCCUCUGCUGCAUCGCAGAGCGCCGUUCCCACCACUGACUCCGGUGCUGCUGUCGCAAACCGCGUCUCAGGCGGUAUGUUGGCUCUUGUUGCCGGUGCCUUCUUGCUGUAA